GCGCGCACCGAGUCAUUACCGCACGGAGGAAGUGCAUUACCGUCAUAUUGAGAAUGGCAGGCGAUGGUGCUUCGCUCUCUUUGGAAAGCAUUUUGUUGCGCCUGCUUGUCCCUGACACUGGUAUCAUUGCUCAGGCAACUCAAGAGCUCAAAGUAGCAUACAGAGAUCCCAAUAUUGUAGAGCACCUUUGCCAUGCACUUUGCAGCUCUCGGAACAUUCAGGUGCGGCAGUACUCCGCAGUGCUCCUGCGGAAAAAGCUAUACCGCUUUAGGUCCUGGAAGAAGCUUCCAUUAGAGAUGCAAAAUGGACUGAAAAGUGGCCUUCUCCAAAGAAUUGCUUGUGAAAAAGAACAGCCAGUUAUCUUGGCGAUUGGCCAGUUGGUGGCAGUCAUAGCCAAGCACGAAUACCAAAGGACACGAUGGGCAGAGCUAGAAGAGCUCUUGGAUAGGCUUAUGCACAGCAGCAAUGUAGCGGAACGUGCACUGGGCUUUCACUUGACAAGUAUCAUUUCUUCUGUCGCACCGGAAGUGUUCUCACAUCACCUUAGGCCACUUUUCAAGUUUUUUGGUGAAUGUUUGCAAAGGUGUGGUGAUGACGAAAUUUGCUUCUAUGUGAUCAAGUCUAUGACAGCACUAGCCAGAUUCGUUGGCACAGAUAAUUCUAAUUAUUUCCAAGCACUAAUUCCUUUUGUCAUGGACGUUAUCCAAAGACUAGCAGGUUCAGAUGAGGACAAAGCUGUAGAAGCGUUGGAGCUUUUUGAUGGACUCAUUUACUUUGACGUUGCCGUCCUUGUGCCUCAUAUGAGGCCUCUGAUCAAGCUGUGCUUAGAGAUAGCUGGUGAUUCUAGGAAGGGAGACAUGCUCCGUGUCUGUGCCAUGUCUGUUCUCGGCUGGAUGGUCAAUGUCAAGAAAAAGGCAAUUGUAAAGCACAAACUGAUUCCUGAGCUGCUGGAUGUGUUCUUGCCAAUCAUGGAAGAGGUAUCACCUCAUGACGUUGACGAAAUGGAAGAGGAAGAUGGGCAAUCCUGCCAAUCUCCAUCAGCCUGUGCAGCCCAGCUCAUUGACACCAUGGCCCUCCACCUUCCUCCAGAAAAGCUGCUGCCUCCUCUGUUUCAACAUAUUAACAAGCGUGUGAAAAGCGACAGUGCCUCUCAAAGACGGGCUGCCUAUCUUGCCAUUGCUAUGAUUGCCGAGGGUUGCUCUGAAGCCAUUCGAGAAAAGUAUCUGCCAACGUUCGUCCAAACCAUUUGUGAGGGCAUUUUGGACCAGGACGUUCAAGUUCGGAAUGCUGCACUCUUUGCUUUGGGUCAGUUCGCUGACUAUUUGCAGCCAGAAAUGAAGAAGUAUGCCGACCAGGUUGUGCCCAUCCUGCUGAAUCACUUGACUCAAACAGCAGAGCUGAUGGCCCUGUUACAGAAGGAUCCACCUAGUCUCAGCAAGACCUUCUAUGCUCUCGAAACCUUCUGUGAAAACUUAGAGGAAAAGCUGGUGCCCCAUCUGCCGAGUGUUAUGCAGAAGGUCUUUCUCUUCUUGACAGCACCAUCAUAUCUAGCUAAGAAGCUGGCCAUUAGUGCUAUCGGCUCUGCUGCGAAUGCUACGAAAGAGGCAAUGCUGCCAUACUUCCCUCAGAUCAUGAGUGAGCUCAAGCAGUAUUUAACAGAACACCAAACGGAACAGAAUGCCACCCUUCGAACUCAAGCUAUUGACACAUUGGGCUGUUUGGCUAGGACUAUUGGGGCUUCCAAUUUUUUACCAAUGGCAUCAGAGUGUGUGGAACUUGGAUUGCACCUGAUCGAUGCAGUUGAUGAUCCUGAUUUACGCAAGAGCACGUAUGGAAUGUUUGCAUCUGUGUCAUCUGUGCUGAAAGCUGACAUGAAAAAGUAUUUGGAGCCUAUCCUGGAUCACAUGUUUACUUCCUUGCAAUCCACCGAAGGUGUUGUGACACAGUUCGCUGACACUUCUGGCCUGAACUUCCAACUCUUUGAUGACCUGGAGGAGGGCGAUGAUGAGGCUGCUGAAAUCGACACUGAUUGUGCAGAAGAUGCUUCUGAUGAUGACAGUGAUGAUGACAAUGAGCAAAGUUGCACUAUUGCAAAUGCCUACCUGGAGGAGAAGGAAGACACUUGUGGGCUCCUCGCAGAGAUGGCUGACAACAUUGGACCAGCUUUUGCACCAUACUUGGAAAAGUGCGUAACUGAAGUAUACCAUAUGGCUGAUUACCCAGCACGUGAUGUUCAGAAAGCAGCACUGUCCUGCCUAGGUCAGCUGAUUGUGAUGCUGUUCAAAAGUGCCGGUCAAGCUGGAGAUGGUGACCAUGCCAGCAUUGGUGAUGCAUCUAAAGCAGCAAGCAUGCUUAUUUCCAAGCUUGUAGAGGUCUCGCAUAUUGAACGAGAACGAGAAGUAGUCCUUGCUGCUCUAGAGACAUUGGGCCUUCUUAUUAAUGAACUGAAAAGCGUGGCAUUUGAAGGUGAAGAGCAGCUUAAGCUUGUUGUUGACUUGGUGAAGUCUGCCUUCAAUAGCAAGCUUAAAGCACAGUGUGCAGACGAAGAAAUAGAAGAGGCAGACGAGCAAGAUGAAGCUGAGUAUGAUGGCUUGCUAGUCCAAAUGGCUGGAGACUUGGUUCCUGCAAUGGCUAAGGCACUACCAGCUGAGCGGUUUGCUCCUUACAUGGCAGGAUUGCUGCCUUUUUUUAUGGGCAAAUUGAAAAGGCACAGCAGCACAUCAGACAGGUCAUACGCAGUUGGUACUCUUGCUGAAGUGGCUGCAAGUAUGGGCGAAGAAGGCAUUGGCCCAUUUUGCCGCCCACUGCAACAGAUUUUCCUUAAUGGAAUGCGUGAUCGAAAUGGUGAAGUACGUAGCAAUGCUGUAUAUGGACUUGGUGUACUCAUCAAAAAUGCACGUGAAAUACUUCAACCUGAGUAUCCGGCAUUACUGGAAGCUCUCUCCACAAUGCUAGCACGUGAAGACAACAGGCAUGCCAAAGACAAUAUAUGUGGUGCUGUUGCUAAGCUCCUCUUGGUUGGUGUUACUGUUGUGCCUGUUGAACAGAUUUUUCCAGUGCUGCUUCAGCAGCUUCCUUUGCAGGAAGACUUCGAAGAAAAUGAUAGUGUUUUCCAUUGCAUCUGCUAUCUCUGCGGAAUCGGACAUGAGGUGUUCAUGAAAAAUCUCCCUGCCAUUCUUCGCAUCGUCCUGAAGGUCAUCCAAACUGACCAAAUCACUAUUGAAACAAGAGUUAACCUGCUUCAUUUAGUCAAGUCCCUGAGUUUGAGCUACCCACAAGAAAUUCAGGCCAUCCUGCAGGAAUGCUCACUUGAAGAGCAACAAGUAUUUCAGGCUGUUUGGAAAAAUUCUUAAUUUAAGUGUGCCAAAGUUAUUGGUAAAGUGUUCAAGCAUCAGCAUCUCAAUAAAUUUCUAACAAUAUUA
Rhipicephalus microplus (southern cattle tick) is the source of this 3422-nucleotide messenger RNA. Its product is annotated as importin-4. Gene Ontology annotation, molecular function: small GTPase binding. Lineage: Eukaryota; Metazoa; Arthropoda; Arachnida; Ixodida; Ixodidae. Gene Ontology annotation, biological process: protein import into nucleus. The record is from RefSeq and is a predicted model, not a curated record.